Messenger RNA from Coccomyxa subellipsoidea C-169, 720 nucleotides. RefSeq lists its product as hypothetical. Gene Ontology annotation, cellular component: membrane. The transcript is spliced from 5 exons. NCBI's taxonomy places the organism in Eukaryota, Viridiplantae, Chlorophyta, Trebouxiophyceae, Coccomyxaceae. The record is from RefSeq and is a predicted model, not a curated record. The coding region runs from base 1 to 720 and encodes 239 amino acids.
AUGUGGCAAGUGGGAAGGCGACAGUGGAAGGUGCAGCAGAUAAAGGAGAGGGAAGCAGGUCUCCAGGGAGAGCCUAUCAAUAUCUUGCAGUCAUCAGAAAAGCUGAAGGAGUACCAGCGAGUGAUAUGUGAGGGAGAGCUGAAGCAUGAACGCAGCAUCCUAGUGGGCCCACGGCCACGAUCAGUCAUGGGGACCACCCAGUCUGGGUAUGUACUGGUCACCCCUUUGGUGAAUGACCAAUGGAGCAGAGGCGUGCUCAUCAAUAGAGGAUGGGUGCCAGCCAGCUGGAAGACUGACUCGCAGAUGCAAGCCAGCGGCCUGCCAAUGGGAAAGGUGCAAAUCAUUGGAGUCACACGGAACAGCGAGGACCGCAGCUCAUUUGUGCCAGACAACGAUCCUGCCAAGGGGGAGUGGUAUUGGCUGGACGUGCCUGCCUUGGCCAAAGCCGCAGGCCUUCCACCUGACACUGACUUAGUACAGGUCAUCAGCGAAGGUCAGGGCAGUGUAGCACGCACCAGUGCACCCACAUCCAUGGAGCUCAUGGCAAUGCGCACGCGCACAAGCACUCCCCAGGAGCAGUAUCCGCUGCCGCGCACUGUGAAGGACCUGAUGACGUUUUCAGUGAUGCCCUAUGAUCACCGGAACUAUGCUCUGACAUGGUUCUCCCUGGCAGGAGCCACCGCCCUGCUGGCCUUGAGAGCAGGGCGGCUCAAGAAGUGA